Molecule: messenger RNA, 2013 nt
Organism: Dibothriocephalus latus
Lineage: Eukaryota; Metazoa; Platyhelminthes; Cestoda; Diphyllobothriidea; Diphyllobothriidae
Source: the annotation of a GenBank genome assembly
AUGUCCGGGAUUGCAGCAUCUGUCACAGACACUUUAGGGAACAUCAAGCCAUGGUUCCAAAAAGUUACCACCCAAGCGAAGACCACUGAUUCGAAGUACUUUACAACUACGAAAAAAGGAGAAAUAUUUGAGCUUAAGGCCGAGCUGCACAGUGAAAAGAAAGAAAAAAGAAAAGAGGCCGUUAAGAAAGUAAUUGCCAGUAUGACUGUCGGCAAAGACGACUGUGAUGAUCCCAAUCCCCUGAUACGCGCUUUAGCUGUCCGUACUAUGGGGUGUAUUCGUGUUGAAAAGAUAACUGCCUAUCACUGCGAUCCACUCCGCAAAUGCCUAAAAGACGAGGACCCUUAUGUGCGCAAAACGGCCGCGAUUUGUGUCGCAAAACUCUACGACAUUGAUCCAACCCUAGUAGAAGAUAGUGGAUUUCUGGAACUUCUGAAAGAUCUUCUCAGUGACAGCAAUCCUAUGGUUGUCACAAAUGCAGUUGCGGCCAUCUCGGAAAUCUUAGAAACAACUCAGUCCGAGGCUGCUAUGAACAUUCUAAAGAUUGACCAACACAUUGUCAACAAGCUACUAACGGCCUUAAACGAAUGCAACGAGUGGGGACAAAUCUUCAUCCUAGAUGCCAUCGCGGAGUACACGCCAGCCGAUGAACGCGAGGCAAAGGGGAUUAUUGAGCGUGUGAUGCCCCGCCUUGCGCAUGCCAACUCAGCCGUGGUCCUCUCUGCGGUGAAAGUUAUUAUACGCACACUGGGUUUGAUUACUCCCGACUCCGACAUGGCAGUCACCACUACCAAGAAACUUGCGCCCCCGCUCGUAACGCUGUUGUCGGCUGAACCAGAAAUACAGUACGUAGCACUGCGGAAUAUCAACCUUAUUUCACAGAAGAACAAAGACAUUUUGAAACAGGAGAUCAAGGCCUUCUUCGUCAAGUAUAACGAUCCAAUAUACGUGAAAUUGGAGAAAUUAGACAUCAUGAUCCGUCUUACAAACCAGGCCAACAUAGCCCAGGUGCUCUCCGAGCUGAAGGAGUACGCCAAGGAGGUGGAUGUGGAUUUUGUCCGCAAGGCCGUCCGCGCUAUUGGUCGGUGUGCCAUCAAAGUGGAGGCCUCCGCUGAACGCUGUGUUAGCACUCUUGUGGAACUGAUAAACACCAAAGUCAACUAUGUUGUGCAAGAGGCUAUUGUUGUCAUCAAGGACAUCUUCCGCAAGUAUCCGAACAAGUACGAGAGUAUAAUCGCCAAUUUGUGCGAGAAUCUGGACACGCUGGACGAGCCCGAAGCCCGUGCUUCAAUGAUUUGGAUAAUUGGCGAGUACGCUGAACGCAUUGACAAUGCGGACGAACUUUUACAGUCCUUCUUAGACGGAUUUCUUGAUGAGAACACUCAGGUUCAACUGCAACUACUAACCGCCAUCGUGAAGCUCUUCUUGAAGCGACCUUCCGACACCCAGGAACUGGUUCAAAACGUACUGGGACUGGCAACACAGGAAUCGGACAAUCCAGACCUACGUGAUCGUGGUUAUAUCUACUGGCGCCUCCUUUCCACCGAUCCAGCAGCCGCCAAGGAGGUCGUUCUCGCUGAGAAGCCCCUAAUUUCUGAAGAGACUGACCUCCUUGAGCCCUCUCUUUUGGACGAACUCAUCUGUAAUCUGGGCAACCUGGCCAGCGUCUACCAUCAACCACCUAGCUCCUUUGUCGAGGGCCGUCACAUCUCACGGAAACAGCUUGCUUCCAAAUCGCCCGAGGCCCCCGGCGAAGAAGUACCGGGAGCUGCAGGCCAGGCACAAACGACCGCGGCGGCAGCUCCCACUGUCAUUCCGACUCAGGAGACGUUAAUUGGCGAUCUGUUGGACAUUGAUUUGACUCCCAACACCUCGGCGGUCAACUACGGUGCCGGCCUUCACUACGCUCCCGGCAUCGGAAUCGACAGUAACCAGCCAGACCUUCUCGGUGAUGGCCUCGACGACCUCCUCCCCGGUGCCACCCUGCAUUCGGCUCCUGUCCAGGGUAAGUAG